This is a messenger RNA of Owenia fusiformis, 5040 nucleotides long. The record is from the annotation of a GenBank genome assembly. NCBI's taxonomy places the organism in Eukaryota, Metazoa, Annelida, Polychaeta, Sabellida, Oweniidae.
CGUUACGCCACCUAUCGGUGAACCCAUCAAUUUGACCUUGACAUUCAACAUGGCUUCCAAUUAAUCGAAAGUCCGAAUUCGAAAUUUUAACCAGCGAUUGCUGGAAAUACAGACAUUUUGAAGAGAAGUUUGUACAAAAUAUCGAGAGUUCAGCUUGGGGAGUAUCAACAUGGCGAGUCACCAGCAACGCCAUCCCGAUAAGAAGGGUAAAAAAGGGGAGAAAAAGAAGGCGAUGAGUCAGGUGAACGUUGACAAGAAACUACCAAAGGUGCUCAAUUAUCUGCUGUAUAAAGGUGGCGCUACAGAAAAAAGCAUAACCGUCUAUGAAGAUGGUGGGGUUCCCAUCAGUGAUAUUCUAGCUCUACCACAAUACGGUGAUCUCUAUACUGAAGAAGAUAUUAUUAGAGUUGUUAAGCAAGAUGAGGACCAUUCGUUCAAAGUUGACCACAAUCCAUCCACGAAGCGCCUUGUUGUUCGGCCAACAGAAGUUGUGGUGCAAGAGCCCAAAUCUGAAAGCCAAAUGCCAGUUGUAAACAGCAGCAACUCUAUAGCAGCAAACAGUCACCAUAACAACAUAACAACAACACAUCAGCAGCAACAACAAAAGCAGCAGCAACAACAGCAACAGCAACAAUUCCACAGUGCAGUACAAACUAAUAAUCUCCAGAAGAAUAAUUCAUUGUUCAUCCCAAUAUCACCUGGUGUCCAGCAACUUCUUAAAGAAGAGGCUAGGAAAGAAGAAAAAACUAUGGAGAGACCAAAGAAAGUGCCCAUCAGUAUAAAGCCUAAUAAGGGUGAACCUGAUAAGAAGGUACAAAAACUUGUCAAAACUCUGGACUUCCUGUUGUGUAGGGGUGGGGCAGAAUCUAAAGGUCUUUCUCUUGAUGAUGAUGGCACAUUACCUGUCGGUGACUUCCAGGCUCACGAGCAGUUCUCCUGCUAUAAGAUGGGCGACAUCCACAAUGCCGUGGCGUGCAGUAACAAUGGUCUCAUUCUAGAGAAAAUCUCGCAAACAGGCCAAAUUUUUCUACGUGCAGUAAACAACUCACUUCAACCAGCUCGGGAAAAUGAUGCUGAAGAGUCAGAGAAUGGCUUACUCCCGAGUCCUAGUCCUCUCACAUCUCCUCGCUCAGAUAUUAGCGAUGAUACAGAAUCUGAACACAGUGAUCACCACACAUCUCGCAGGAAGAAAAAGAACAAAGCUUAUGAGGCACGCAGUGAAUCAGAUCAGAGUGAUGAUUAUGGAAAUAACUAUAAGCAUCAGCAGCAAUCAGAAUUAGUGCCAGACACCCCCCUCUCAGACCAAAGCAGUACAGAUAACCAACCUACUCCUCAGAAAAAGAAAAAGAAGGAAAAGGUUGAUCCUGAUGUCAAACUUCCCAAGAUUCUCAACUUUCUAUUCUACAAGGAUGGAAUAUCAGAAAAGAAUUUCAAACUCAACCAAGAUGGAUUCGUAAGUGCGAACGAUAUCUUAGAAUGCUACUCUGACUUUACACUCCAAGAUCUUAAACGGGUGAUCUCAGCUGAUUCUGGCGAGAACUACAUCACGUUGACCGACUCAUUCACUCAGACUCUCCUGCUGAAGGCUGCUAGGGACCCACCUCCUAAACCUUCUGACAACGAUAUGGGGUACUGGGAGGAUCCCUCCUCCCCCACCUCAAGUAAUGGUGCUAAAGGGUUCCCUGGAGGCAUCCCAGAUAAAAUGGACCACUGGGAUGGUAAAGACAAAGCAGGUAGCGUGAACGGAAACAGUCAGAGUAGUGAUGCAGAUUUUGGCCAAUGGGAAAGCGGAGAGGGUGGGAGCUCAUAUAAAGGUUAUGGGAGGCAGCGUAGUCGGGAAGCUUAUAAAGAUAACCGCUACAGGGACCCACGAAAGGACACAUCUUGGAGGAAACUGCUGAGCACGUUACAUUGGGUGUUGACAAAAGGUGGUGCUGAAAAACUAGGGAUAACUGUUUAUGAAGAUGGUUCUGCCUACGUACAUGAGAUUCUAGCGCUCUGUCGCGACCUCCAGGGUUUUACAAUUGAAGAUGUCAAAUAUGCCAUAGCCAAUGAUGAGCGUCAAAGCUUUGAUUGGGAUCUCUAUUCUGGGGACAAGAAGCCCAUUGUAUGGGCAAAGGCUCAAAAGAAACGGGAUGAUGUAUCCAUUUCCAAAUCAUUAUCCUGGCUGCUAAGACAUGGUGCUGAAAAGAUGGGCUUUCAAUUAUCUGAAGGCGGAUUCUUGUACAUAGAUGACAUUCUUACAACUGAAAAAUUCCUGGGAGUUAGUGAAGAAGACAUUGUGCGAGUGGUUGAGUCUAACGACAAACAAAGAUUCGCAAUUCAAAAGCAUCCCAAAAACGGCAAGCUGCAAAUCCGAGCAAAUCAGGGCCAUACUUUAGAGGUAGAAGGUUUGGAUCUAAAGCCAAUAGAGAAUCCCUCCACUUAUCCCACUGUUGUCCAUGGAACUUACCUCAAGUCAUGGGACAAAAUAAAAACACAGGGCUUAAGCCGUAUGUCCCGCCAACACAUCCAUUUAGCUCCAGGGGAGCCCAGUGACUCCGGUGUAAUUAGUGGCAUGCGAGGGAGCUGUGACCUUCUCAUAUUUAUUGAUCUACAUAAAGCCAUGUCAGAUGGGUUGAAAUUCCACCUGUCUGCAAACAAUGUGAUACUAAGCUCUGGCGAUAAGCAAGGGUACCUCAGGCCCAAGUAUUUCAAAGAUGUCCUCAACAGGAAGACAAGGCAAAGAAUUCCAUGGAAAUAGUGUGCCGAUGUAGCCAAGUAUUGCAACGCUGCAGGGUGAUUCCAAUGAAGAUAUUCAUGCAAUUACAUUAGAGUGCCCAUCAGACAGUCUCAAUGAAGUCAUGCCAUUUCAGGUUUUAUUCAAGGAAAAAAUGAGUAAUGUUUGAAAGCCAUUCAGUUCUAACUCAAGAUGAUGUUUGAAGAGUUCAUGGUUAGAUAUACUGAAACCUAGAUUGAGUUUCAUGGUUUUCCUUACUUUCUGGUUUUAUAUGUGAAAUCGCAUGACAAAUUGGGAUAUGUGUGUUUGGAUACAUACAGUACAGCUCAAUAUUACACUAACACCAGUGCUGGAGAGACAUUAGGAUAUGCAUGCCUAUACCUCGUGCGAAGUUUAUUUAAACUGGUACUGUGGCUGGGAAACAGGCAGCCCUUUCCAAGACAAAAAAGUCAUUGUUUACAAGGAAUGUAUCACUUUCCCAUGAUUCUCAUCUUGGAGUUGGAUAUACAGAUCGUCCAUGUUCAAUAUUAUAUCCUUCAUGUUCCGAACUUAUGAAGGGCAUCCAAGGAAACAGCUUUGAGGUCUGCAUCUUUUAAACAUGCUCAUUUGGUCAAGUUUUCUUGAUGAUUAUUCAAAUUGUUACUGGAAUCAGUAAUCUCUCAAGCAUAAGAUCAAGUGGGUGCUUAAAAUUACUGGCAAUUUCAUUGAAAAUCCCCUAGUCAUGUAAUAUUGAGGUACUUUGACAAAAACAGAAAAUAUUGCGAUUCAACUUUCUGUUGAGAAAAAAUCUUGUCCAAUUGGGAAAUGUUGUUUGGGUGAUGAUCCUCUCUAGUGAAAAACUGUAAUCCUUGUACAGAAUUAAUACCAAUGCCAAUUGUAUUUAUACUGUAAUUUGGGGUUUUCACCAUUGUUUGACAUUGACAACUUUCUUGAUUUGCUGUAAGAUGACAUUGUGAACUUAUAAGUAACAGACUUUUGGAUGUCCUCAAACAAAAUUGCUGAUAUCCCAUAUAAAGGUGUCAAGUGUCUAUUUUGGAGUGUUGUUGAGUACUCAGACCUUUGAAGUCCUAAAAUUGAAAUAAAAUGCAAUGUGAUUUUACCAUAUAUGGAUAAAUUACAAUCUAAGGCAUUUACUCAAGAAAUUCCUCAACUCAUGUGAUCCUACAUGGACCUGUUACCUGAUUGGUCAUUUUUUCUUGGAGUUGUGCAUUGAACUGGGUUAUGAUUGGAGCACUGAUCGCUGUAUCCAUGGUGAUGUGAGCACUUUGCAAUGUAGUGAUUGGAUACAGCUACAUAAUACUGACAUCUGACAUAUAAUGCAAUGCUUAUUUGUGGAUACAUAUUCGUUUAUGUACCGUGUACUCUGUACUUAUUUGAUUCUUGAUUGUGUUAAAGUCAAUAUUUUGGGGAUUUCUGGAGUUAGUACAUUGUAUACUAUAAAACAUGAUUGAACUCUCAAUUGUUUUGGAACAAUCCUCGUAUGGAAUGACGCACAGGUUGAUGUUCAUGUGAAUGAUACAGAUCACUUUAGAAAUGCUGAAAUAGGCAUCCAAACUGAGAAGUGAGAAACAUCCCAUUUAUAUAACAUAUAAUUGAAUAAUAUAUUGUUACCAAGUCCGAGUUGUUAUAUGAUUUGUCGUAGUUCUUCUAAUGUUGUGCUAUUUUUAUUUUUAAAUAAUGAAUGUUUUGAAUACAUAUACACCAAAAUGGUGGAAUUAUUUAUAUAUUAAGAACCAUUGUUGAGGUUCAGUCUUAGUCAGGAGCGAUAUUUUAAUUUAAUCUUCACAAUGCAUGUUGCGAAAAUAAAAAGCAUCAAUUAAUUGUCUUUGACGUAAGUUGUUGAAUGAAAAGUUCAAUAAAAACUAUAUGCUUGAUCUGAGUAUUUGAACAAUUCAAGAAAUGUCGAAUAAAUCUGAAGCAAUGGUUAAGUCCCAUCUUGGGCUCCCAACCCGAAUUCUUGCCUGUUCAACAGGGGUACAUCCUGAUUGAACGCACAGAGCUUAAGUAAUCAGAUUUAUCUGGAUAUUUCUUGGUGACUCCAAGGAAAUUUCACAACAGUUACAUCAUAAACAUCUCUCGCAUUUACGAAGGCUUGGAUAUAGUAUAUCUGAUAUCUAUUAAGGUGGGCUGUAUACACACAAGUUUGUAUCAUAACAACAUGCACAAAAUGAAAGACGAGGGCCACCUUAAUUAUGCUUUGCUAUUAUUAAGACCUGUGACUGUUGUGAAAUGGUUUGAAAUGGAGAACUUCACAUAGUGUUGUUGUGUGAAUCAUUCAGUCAAUAAAAUAGUGAACUCUAUUGAAUGUGUUAAAUAUAAAA